AUGAACCCUCUUGAAUAUCUUUAUAAUUCUGAGGUCUCAAGGCUGGACACUCCUGGGGUCAAAGGCCAAGAAGUUCAUGAACGUGCGAACUGGACCAACAAGACAGAAUACGUGCUCUCCAUGAUGGGUUACGCUGUUGGUUUGGGAAAUAUUUGGAGGUUUCCAUACUUAACUUAUAAGAACGGAGGAGGAGCCUUUGUCAUUGCCUAUUUGAUCACGCUGCUUUUGUGCGGCAUUCCUCUUUACUUCCUGGAAAGUGCCAUCGGUCAGUUCUGCAGCCAAGGCCCGGUCAACGUGUGGCGAGCGGUACCGCUACUUCAGGGUGUGGGCGUUGGAAUGAUCUUGUUCAGCACCCUCCUGUCGAUAUACUACAACGUCAUCGUGGCCUAUGGCUUGUUCUACUUUUUCAGCUCCUUCCAGUCUCCUCUGCCGUGGUCCGGGUGCUUCAGUUGGGCCGACAAAAACUGCAGCGACAAGCCUUUAGUCUACUGCAACCUAAGUGGUGUUGUCAUGGCCAACUGGACUCAGGAGAACAUAAGUUGUCCUUCAUCCAGCAAGAUAAGAGUUCCAGUGCAGAGUCCCAGUGAGCAGUACUGGGAUCAUGUGACUCUACAGAGAUCCGCUAGUAUCGAGGAGACCGGUCCAGUCGUUUGGCACUUGGCUCUCUGUUUGCUGCUCAGCGCUAUCCUUGUUGCUGCAGCGCUUAUCAAAGGCAUCAAGUCGUCGGGAAAAGUCGUGUAUUUCACCACUACGUUCCCAUUUGUGGCGCUCGUGAUCCUGCUGAUCAGGGGGCUGACACUGGAGGGAGCCAGAGGUGGGAUAGAGUUCUAUGUUGGUGGUCGGUCCAACCUCACUAAGUUGAAAGAGGCGGCGGUUUGGACCGAUGCAGCCACUCAGACUGUGUUUUCACUCUCCAUUGCAAGUGGAGGACUGGUGACUCUGGCUUCCUACGGACAUUUCCACAACAACAUGUUCCGUGACACCAUCGUCAUAUGCAUCGUUAACCACGGGACGAGCAUUAUAGCGGGCUUCUCCAUCUUUUCCAUUUUGGGUCACAUGUCCCACAUCUACAGCGUCCCCAUCGGCGAUGUGGUGAAAGACGGAUUCGGCCUGGCAUUCAUUGCCUACCCAGAAGCCCUCAACAAGCUCCCCAUCUCCACACUUUGGUCGGUCGUCUUCUUUUUAAUGAUCUUUGUUGUCGGCCUGGACUCGCAGUUCACACAUAUAGAGGUGAUCUCCACCAGCUUGAUGGAUGCCUUCCCCAAAGUCUUCAAGUCCAAGCGGGCCUAUGUCAGUGUAGGAUUGGCCGGUUUGGGUUUCCUCUUGGCCUUGCCUUUAGUCACAAAGGCAGGAAUAUACUGGGUAACACUAAUGGAUUCCUUUGGUACCAGCUGGGUAAUAAUCAUUUUGGCUCAGAUGGAGAACAUUGGCUUCUGCUUUAUAUACGGAGGGUGUCGAUUAAUCGAGGAUAUUGAGACGAUGAUCGGUAAAAAGAGCUGCUGGUUCUGGCUGUGGUGGAAAGCAUGUUGGUUCUUCAUCAGCCCGUGUGUGCUGGGGGCCAUCCUUGUGUGGUCUCUGAAGACCUUCAGGCCGUUGAGCUACGGCGGGGCGCAGCUUCCAUCUUGGGCCGUGGCUCUUGGCUCGUGCAUCGCAGCGCUGCCGCUCAUACCGAUGCCCGUCAUGGCUGCCAUCAAGCUGGUCGGAGCAGAAGGAAACCUCUGGAAGCGUCUGAAGUCUCUGUGCUCGCCUUCCGAGGAGUGGCAUCCCUUCCUGGACGUCCAUCGAGGGGAACGCUACUCAGAAGAACGUUGCAGGACAAAAGAUGCUUCACAAAUAUUACUGCAGUCCAAUGGAAGCUUGUGA
This is a messenger RNA of Entelurus aequoreus (snake pipefish), 1863 nucleotides long. Its product is annotated as sodium- and chloride-dependent neutral and basic amino acid transporter B(0+)-like. Gene Ontology annotation, molecular function: L-proline transmembrane transporter activity. The coding region runs from base 1 to 1863 and encodes 620 amino acids. Lineage: Eukaryota; Metazoa; Chordata; Actinopteri; Syngnathiformes; Syngnathidae. Gene Ontology annotation, cellular component: membrane. The record is from RefSeq and is a predicted model, not a curated record. The transcript is spliced from 15 exons. Gene Ontology annotation, biological process: sodium ion transmembrane transport.